AUGAAAUCGACGGAAGAAAAGUUCACGGCCACCCCUGAUGUUGAUCAGCGGGAACAAGUCGCGGAUGCUACGACUAAAGAGAAGUCCGAAGUCACUGCAGGUGCGGAUGUGGAUGAUCUCGACGUGGCAAAUUCCAAAGCAUUCAAGGGCGAUGACUCGGAUGGUAAAGUCGUGUGGACGGUUCGAACUGUGCUUGCGUUUCUCUCACUGUCAUGGCUUAACGUGGGCUCUCAGCAGAUCUUGUAUGUCGUGGGUGGUUGCCUGUCGUACAUCGCCGAGGAUCUCCAUGCCACAGGCGCGGAAGGUUGGCUGCCAGUGGCAAACAUCCUUGCGGUCGCGGCAGUGGCGCCCUUCACCGGAUACAUGGAGGAUCUUCUUGGGCGAAGGGUCAUUGCCAUUUCUGGGGCGGUCACUCUCUGCGUGGGUUGUAUUAUAUUUGGCACAUCUCAUACGUUUGCACAAGCCUUGGUGGGUAUGGCGGUCGCUGGUGCUGGCGCGGCGGUCGGCGAGUUGACUGCUCUUGCUGGGACUUCGGAUAUGGUCCCUGUAAAGCACCGCGGACUUGCAGCGGCGGCCGUGACCUUUACCAUCAUUCCAUUCGCUCCAAACGUUCUUUAUGCUCAGCUUUACGCUUCUCAUUCCACUUGGAGAUGGGGCGCAUGGAUCGCAUUGAUUAUCAAUGGUAUUGUGACUGUAGGCCUGAUUUUUACCUACUUCCCAAAAGCCCAUCCACGAACACAAGGACAGUCCAAGCGCCAAAUCAUCAAGGACAUUGAUUACAUCGGUGGUCUACUCUCUAUCACUGGGUUGACACUUCUUCUUGUGGCAUUGCAAGCUGGCGGCUACUCGCAUCCAUGGUCUAGCGCCUAUGUUCUCUGCACACUAUUAAUUGGCUUCGCUCUGAUCGUCGGUUUUGUCGUGUGGGAGUGGAAGGGGGCAAAGUACCCAAUGGUUCCAAGGGAACUCUUCGCCGGUCAACGAGUCGUGGCCCUAGCAUAUGGUGUCGCAUUUAUCGGCGGUGCGAGUUUCUACUCUCUCCUCAACAUGUACCCAUUGACAUUUUCGACGGUCUACGAUCCCGCUCCUGUGAAAGUCGGUACAAAAGCCGUGGGUGUUGCAGUUUGCAAUAUUGCGGGAGCAGUCUUCUUCAAUGCAAUGCUAUCAGUGACCAAAGGUCAUGCUCGAGAAAUACUCUUUAUUGCUUCAGCUAUCAUGACCGCCCUUGACGGAGCCUUGGCCGUAGCAACCCCCUUCAACGCGACCACUACUGUUGCCAUAGGGUCCUUGGCCGGACUUGGUGUUGGCGGUAUCUUGGUUCCAGCGGCAACAGUCGCUAUGAUUGUGGUACCUGAUUCGCUCUUGGGUACCGCGGUCGCCCUCUCCCUAUCUGUCCGAACCGUUGGGGGUUCGAUUGGAUAUAGUAUCUAUUACAACGUCUUUUCCAAUAAGUUAAAGACAAGACUGCCAGCAAACAUUGCAAGGUAUGCCAUCGAAGCCGGACUCCCCGUGGCAGAUGCAGAGGCUUUUGUGGGUACAUUCUUAACCAAACCGGCGGAGAUUGCCAAGGUUCCCGGUGUCAAUGCUACAAUCAUUGAGGCUGCGACAAUAGGCUCUCGAUGGGCCUUUGCAGAGUCACUGCGUUAUGUUUGGUAUACCAGCAUUGCAUUUGGCUCGGUGGCAUGCGUACUCAGCUUGUUUAUUCCGUCAAUCCGCAAGUACUGCACCAAUCGUAUCGCAGUCCAGGUUUAG
Messenger RNA from Exophiala oligosperma, 1749 nucleotides. RefSeq lists its product as uncharacterized. Gene Ontology annotation, molecular function: transmembrane transporter activity. The coding region runs from base 1 to 1749 and encodes 582 amino acids. Gene Ontology annotation, biological process: transmembrane transport. The record is from RefSeq and is a predicted model, not a curated record. Lineage: Eukaryota; Fungi; Ascomycota; Eurotiomycetes; Chaetothyriales; Herpotrichiellaceae. The transcript is spliced from 6 exons.